This is a messenger RNA of Gadus macrocephalus (Pacific cod), 2565 nucleotides long. RefSeq names its product CCN family member 1-like. The record is from RefSeq and is a predicted model, not a curated record. Gene Ontology annotation, cellular component: extracellular region. Gene Ontology annotation, biological process: signal transduction. The coding region runs from base 208 to 1365 and encodes 385 amino acids. The transcript has 6 exons. Lineage: Eukaryota; Metazoa; Chordata; Actinopteri; Gadiformes; Gadidae. Gene Ontology annotation, molecular function: protein binding.
CACUGCUUGGUAUAAAUAACAGCAGCAGUGGUGUUGGAACUUUAAAGCAACGGAUUAAAUUAAGAGAGAUUCCUGGCUGCUCUCCACCUCUACGACUUAUUUAGGUUAUUCUAAAAAAAAAAGUGAAUCCUAGACUUUCGGAAAUCCUGUUUGGAAUUCUCGGAUCCCCACACUUGUUAAUUUGUUUCUUUCUUUUCGGAACAGACCAUGGCUUUUUUUAUAUAUUUAUUGUAUCUAUUGGCAUGUGCCGGUGAAGCUCAGGUGAUCACAGGGUGCGCGGCCGUAUGCAGGUGCCCCCCCCACCCCCCGCUGUGUGCGGCGGGUGUGAGCGCGGUGCCGGACGCGUGCGGCUGCUGCAAGGUGUGCGCCGCUCAGCUAAACCAGGACUGCAACCACGCCACGCCCUGUGACCACCACAAGGGCCUGGAGUGUAACUACGGCAACGACGCCAGCAUGGGCUGGGGCAUCUGUAGGGCCAAAUCCGAGGGCCGGACGUGCGAGUACAACGGCAGAAUGUACCAGAGCGGCGAGAGUUUCCGGGCGGGCUGCAAGCACCAGUGCACCUGCAUCGACGGCGCCGUGGGCUGCGCCCCACUGUGUGACACCCGGCUCCCCCUGGCCUCGCCCUCCUGCCCGGCACCCCGCCUGGUGCGGGUCCCGGGACACUGCUGCUACACCGUGGACUGCCACAGCGGGACUUGGCGCCUUCCCAAGAAACAACAGGUCCUCCAACUGCAGCCCAGACCUUACCCCAAGCUGGCCACACCCCAUUUGCCACGCCCUCAGAGUCCUACCAAUGACCUGGCUGUAGGCAACCAACUACUGGAGAGCCCACCAAUCAGCUGGGAGAAGGAGCAUAGCUUCAAUCACCUGCCUGAAUGGGGCCUUCUGAAGGAGAGGUGUGUGGCCCAGACCACCGAGUGGUCCCAGUGCUCCCGCAGCUGCGGGAUGGGCGUGUCCUCGCGCAUCACUAACAGCAACCCCAACUGCAAGCUGGAGAGAGAGACCAGGAUAUGCACUGUGCGGCCGUGCCACAGCCCCCCCAUCCCUUCAAAGAAAGGGAAGAAGUGCUCGCCGACCAAUAAGACCCUACAGCCAGUCCGCCUGACGUACGGCGAGUGCGUGAGCGUGCGCCUCCACCGACCCACCUUCUGCGGCACGUGCACGGACGGACGCUGCUGCGCGCCGCGCCGCACCAAGACCCUGCCCGUCUCCUUCGUCUGCCCGGACGGAGAGCGCUUCCAGAAGAGGGCCAUGGUCAUCCAGUCGUGCAAAUGCAGCAGCGCCGACUGCGGCCAUCUCAACGAAGCGGCGCUCCCGCCGCAGCACUGGAUGUACGGAGACACGCACAAGUUCAUCGACUGAGCCGGCCAUCGCAAGCUUUCUACCCGAAGGCAGACUUUCGAAGAUGAGGAGCCAUCCUCUGAUGAAGGGAAGACAUUUUAAAAUGAGGAGCCUUGCUCUGAUGAAGGGGGGAUAUUUUUAGAAAAGGGACCUUCCUUUAAUAAAGGAGGACCUUUUUAGACCAGGGACCUUCCUCUCAUGAAGGAGGACCUUUUUAGACCAGGGACCUUCCUCUCACGAAGGAGGACCUUUUUAGACCAGGGACCUUCCUCCAAUAAAGGGGGACGCUUUUAGACCAGGGACCUUCCUCCAAUAAAGGAGGACCCUUUUAGACCAGGGACCUUCCUCCAAUAAAGGAGGACCCUUUUAGACCAGGGACCUUCCUCCAAUAAAGGAGGACCCUUUUAGACCAGGGACCUUCCUCCAAUAAAGGGGGACCCUUUUAGACCAGGGACCUUCUGCCAAUAAAGGGAGACCCUUUUUAGACAAGGGACCUUCCUCAGUAAAGGGAGGCAUUUUGAGACUAGGGUCCAUCCCUAAAGGGAUGGACUUCAAGACAAAGGGUCUUUCUCUUGUAAAGAAAGACCUUUUAAGACAAGUUUUCCUCUAAGAAAGAAAACCAUCUUAAGACAAGUGGCCCCAGAUGAGGAGGGUUUGAACCCCAUUAUUACGAGCAGCAGCCCCCACGUCCACAUGACUGACAGGCAGGGGCUCGCCAUGUUGUUCACUUGCUGUCAAAUUAACAUUCUAAGGGGUAAGGUGAGUGUGGUGGGCUGAAAUGGGCCGUACCAACUCCUGCUCCAACAGAGAUCCUUGAAAUAAGAGUCCUGCGGCUCCAUUGUGCAUUAGAACUGUGGAGCUGCAGCUACUUGAGCCAGGUGUCCAAGGAGGAAUUACAGUCCGAGGCCAAGCGAGAAAGGGGACGGAUUAACUCUGGCUUUCCUAGGUGAUCACUCUUGAGUUACGGUUUCCCGCUACGACACACCGUGAUCCAUAAACAUGACAAUCGUUUCCGCGAGCAGUUAAUGGCUACUCUGAAAGGGAGAUGAUUAGUGGAUCGUCAGGUACAAUCUAUUGUAUCUAUUUUAACAAUCUUUUCUAAAUGAAGUGAGCAGAACGGCGACGGUUUAUUUCCUUUUUAUGCCGACGCUGUCUUGGACAUUCACAAAUUACAAAAACGGAAUGUUUAAUUUUAAAUAAAAAUCCAGAGUGAACUGUAAA